AUGAUUCGUGAGGCUCGGAUGACCGGCACAGAAGACAGCACAACGGUCUCGUUUUUCUCUCGACCGGGGUUGCCGGGGAGAAUAGGACAUGGAGUGAAUGAAGAGGAUUGGAGCGUGAGCAACACCAUUCCUCAUCCUGACGUCGUUGUCUGGGCUAAGGGUCUACUUCACGAGCGGCUCGAGGCGGUGUGUGCAGGAUACGCGCUGCACCAGCUCUUAUCGUCCAAGCUCUCCCCCGCAGUUCCCAGCAGCUCCUCACAAGAAUCGCAAGAUUCGCAACAUCCACAGCAACAGCAGCAAUCACAGGAAGCGCAACAAGCGCCGUUACGGCUGGCUGUGCUAUGGCUGCCGGACGCAGGCAUGCCGCACGCCACACUGAACCACGUGCUGGGGCCUCUGCCUCGCCCUAGCGUGCUCUCCUACCCGCAAGGCGCUCAGCAGCAAAACGAGGGUCAACGGCAGCAGCAGCAGCAGCAGCAGCAGAAGGAAGCGUCUUCCGGUGCAGCUGACUCGGCUGAUGAGACUCUGGUGCUCCUGCAUCACCCAAGUUGGCUCAACUCGCCGCUCUACACCUACGGGAUCCUCAACUCGAAGCUCCCUCAACCAAAAUCCCAAGAGCAGAUGCAGCAGCAGCAAGAGCAAGAGACUGGAAAUUCUUCCUCCUCUUCCUCGUCAUCCUCGCCCUCCUCCUCGUCCUCCCACCCUUCUCGCCGCCUGCACGUCAACUUCUUCCUCUCCGCCUCCCUCCCUCCCAUGGCCUCCGCCCUUGCUGACGUGGACGGCUCCCAGCUCCACACUUCCCUGCAGCGCUGCUACAGCCUGCUACAGCCGUCCACAGCAGUGCAGGAGCUGAUAGCCAAGGAGAACAUGACACGUGUCCAGCAGAGCACAGCUGUGUACGUGGAGCCAAUCUCUCUCUCCCUCCCCUCCUCCUACCCUUGCUCUAGCUGUGACCCUAAAAUCGCGGUUAACUGCACUACACGCCGCCUCAUGUGGUUUUUUCUCGGGCAGCCCGAAGGCGAUGCUACAGUCGUGGGUUUCUGGCCGUCUCAGGCUGUAGCCGUGGCAGAAACUUUCCACGAGAACCGUCAGCCGCAUUUGCUAGAAUCCACGCGACGCCGUGCUCAGCAAUGCGAAGGCGGUAACCGCAACGCCAACGGUAAUCGCAUGGGGGGUGGUAACCACAUGGGGAAUGGUAACCGUAUUGGGGGUGGGUACGUAGCUCCGCCUAUUAUCCCCCCCGGGCUGACUGUGAGGCAGCAGACGGCUAAGUGGAUGUGGUGGCUUGGACUGGCGGACGGCAGAGAUUACUACACCGCGGGUACAGGGGGGUUGGGAGGAGGGGCACGAGGGGAAGUGGGAGGGAAAGUGGGAGUGGAAAAGGGGAGAGGAGGGGCGAACGGGACAGGGGAGUCGGCUGGUGGCACGAGGCGGCUGCUUUUGUCUGAUGGUGUAGAGGGCGGUAGCAGUAGCAGUUGGAGGAGGCGUAGGCUGGAAGGGCUCAUUCACCUGCAGCACUCCCCCCAGGCGGACCUCAUCCGCGCCCAGGCCUCCGCCAAAGGCAGCUUCCCCCGCAUGCGCGAUGUGUUGGUGGCGCCAGAGAGCUUCCCCCGGGGGGAAGUGCCACCAGGGAUAGGGGGGGAUAGGGGGGGUGCGGGGAACGAGGGAGAAGAGGGGAGAGUGUUUGAGGAGGAGAGGGGGCUGUGUGAUGCGCCGAAGAUACUUCCUGUGACAGAGCACCGCAUUGGCAGGCAACUCAUUGUGGAUGAGGACGUGGGCAUGGUGUAUUGCUAUGUGCAGAAGGCAGGGUGCACGAGCUGGAAGUUCUGGCUGCGGGAGCAGCACCACCACCCCUUCCCCAAGUCCUUCCUCUCCGCCCACACCGCCCAUUUCACCAACGUCACUGCCGUCUGGUACUCCUUAACCGAGCCACAAGCCAUACGCUCCCUCACCCGCCGGGACUUCACUCGCUUCGUCUUCCUCCGAAACCCAUACACCCGCGUUCUGUCGGCGUAUCUAGACAAGAUGCUUCGUGGGGGCGGUCCGGACGAUCUCGGGGCAGGGUUCUGGGCGCAGGCUUUUUUCGGGCAGCUGGUCACGCACUCUUUAUGGGAUGUUGUGACGUUUCGGUCGGGGCCGGGAACUGCCCGGCUGCGGAGCAUUUGGGAGGUGAUUCAGCUGCGAACGGGGUUUCGAAUCACGUUUGAUGAAUUUGUGGAUUUUCUGGGAGAGGCGUGGGAGAUAGAGAGUCGAUUCCACCUAGAUGUGCACAUAGUGCCGCAGACUCUACUAUGUGCGUUGGACCGGAUAAAGUAUGACUUUGUGGGGAGGUUUGAGAACAUGGAUGAGGAUGUGAUGACACUGAUGCGGCGGUUUGGAAGGGAGCCUGGCGACGCGUUCAGCUUCGGGAAGAAGCUCCAGAAGACCAAGUCCCGGGGGCGCUUGAGCGAUGCGUUUGCCAAUAAGGUACGCCGUUGGCCCUAA
Molecule: messenger RNA, 2484 nt
Organism: Closterium sp. Naga37s-1
Lineage: Eukaryota; Viridiplantae; Streptophyta; Zygnematophyceae; Desmidiales; Closteriaceae
Source: the annotation of a GenBank genome assembly